AUGGAGAGUGGAGCAGGAAAGCACUGGACUGAGGAAGAGGUUAAAGCUUUGCUAAGUAUCUGGGCAGAAAAAAAUAUACGAAAACAACUUUAUGGAACACUGAGAAAUAAAGGAAUAUUUAUUUACAUUGCUAAAAGGCUGCAAGCACUAGGAGUAUACAGAGAUUGGAAACAGUGCCGGGCAAAGUACAAAAAUCUCAAAUAUGAAUACAGAACAGUUAAAUAUGCCCACAACUCUGGAGACAGCUCUAAAACUAUGAAGUUCUUCCAUGAUUUGGAUGCGAUCCUGCAGUAUGAACCUGCCACACAAUUAACAGAGGAAGAUGCAAAUGACAGGUGCCUGGCAACGCUGAGCCAAAGUACAGCCCCAGAGAUCACCGAAGGCAAAAUGUCAGUUACAUCAGUAGACAAGGAAGACAUCUCAGGAAAUCCUUUACUCUUGGUUUCUCAUGUGAGACCAAUGGAACUAGGUAACUCUACACCAAUAAUGGAACCCCCUAAUAAUCCAAUCUUCAUUCCAACUGUAGCAAAUGAAGGAGGAAAACACUGGACUGUGCCAGAAGUCAGGGCUCUGAUAGGCAUCUGGUCUGAUAAAGGCAUACAACAACAACUAGAAGGAACAGUGAGAAAUAAAAGGAUAUUUGAACAAAUUGCUGCCAAGCUUCAGAAACUUGGAAUAGAGAGAGACUGGAAGCAGUGCAGAACAAAGUACAAAAACUUAAAACAUGAAUACAAGAUUGUAAGAAUGGCUCAAGACCUAGGCAUGACUAAGAGUAUGAAAUUUUUUACUGAGUUGGAUGCUAUUCUGAGACACAGUAAAAUAGAAAACUCACAAGAACAGGAAUCCCACGAUGGAAAGCAAGCCACAGAAUGUGCCAAUGUAAAAAUGGAAGAGGAUCAGACAGUCAUUGCUGGAUAUGCAGCUGAAGAUGACUUGGUCAAUAAUAUGUCAGAAGACCUAAGAGAGACAGAUAUGAGACAAAGCCCUGGCACAGAGGAAGACACUGUAAGUACAGCCUCAGAAGAGGUGGGCGGCCCCACAGCACCACACAGUAUCACUGGGUCAGGUAAUCAUAUUCCUUUAGAAGAUGCUAAAAGUCAUUUACAGAUUAUAACAGUGAGCGACACAGAGGCUGGAAAACACUGGUGUGACAAUGAGGUCAGAGCACUUAUAAACAUAUGGUCUGAUGAAAAAAUUAAGCAAAUGCUUGAAGGGGCCACAAGAAACAGAGAAAUAUUUGAGGAAAUUGCCAGAAGACUAAUGCAGUUUGGAAUAGACAGAGACUGGAAACAAUGUUGUACCAAAUACAAAAAUUUAAAAUAUGAAAUUUUACAAAAGAAAAAUGGCAACCCUGAAAGAAAAAUGAGAUUUUAUGAAGAAGUUGAUGGCCUCCUAAAACGACCAUCUCUCAGAACUGCCAAAUGGAAACAUGAAUUAUUUGAAAGUCAUACCAAAAACCCAAGAACUUUGAGCAUCAAGAGGAAAGCACGUGAAGAUGAACCGGUGUCAGUGUCUCUAAAGAAAACUGCUCCUGAGAUCACUGCAAAUCAGUUUCCUCAAAGAACAACAGAACCAAAAGAUUCUACAGAAUGUUUUUGCAGUCAGGAAAUCCCCUACGUGACCCAACUUCAUCAGGGUCCUGCCCCUCCUCCUGCCGCGGCUGCAGUCCUCAGACCGCUCCGGACAAUGGCGACGGCCGAGGUACUGAAGAUUGGUAAAAAACUCUAUGAGGGUAAAACAAAAGAAGUCUACGAAUUGUUGGAUAGUCCAGGAAAAGUCCUCCUACAGUCCAAGGACCAGAUUACAGCAGGAAAUGCAGCCAGAAGGAAUCACCUUGAAGGAAAAGCUGCAAUCUCAAAUAAAAUUACUGUUUGUAUUUUUCAGCUGUUACAGGAAGCAGGUAUCAAAACUGCUUUCACCAGAGUAUGUGGAGAGACAGCUUUCAUUGCACCUAAGUGUGAAAUGAUUCCAAUUGAAUGGGUUUGUAGAAGAAUAGCAACUGGUUCUUUUCUCAAAAGAAAUCCUGGUGUCAAGGAAGGAUAUAAGUUCUACCCACCUAAAGUGGAGAUGUUUUUCAAGGAUGAUGCGAAUAAUGACCCCCAGUGGUCUGAGGAACAGCUGAUUGCUGCAGAGUUUUGCUUUGCUGGACUUGUUAUAGGCCAAACUGAAGUGGAUAUCAUGAGUCAUGCUACACAGGCUAUUUUUGAAAUACUGGAGAAAUCCUGGUUGCCCCAGAACUGUACACUGGUUGAUAUGAAGAUUGAAUUUGGUGUGGAUGUAACCACCAAAGAAAUUGUUCUUGCUGACGUUAUUGAUAAUGAUUCCUGGAGACUCUGGCCAUCAGGAGAUCGAAGGCAACAAAAAGACAAACAGUCAUAUCGUGACCUCAAGGAAGUAACACCUGAAGGGCUGCAGAUGGUAAAGAAAAAUUUUGAGUGGGUUGCAGAAAGAGUAGAGUUGCUUCUGAAACCAGAAAGUCAGGGCAGGGUUGUAGUAUUGAUGGGCUCAACCUCUGAUCUUAGUCACUGUGAAAAAAUUAAGAAGGCUUGUGGAAAUUUUGGCAUUCCAUGUGAACUUAGGGUAACAUCUGCCCAUAAAGGACCAGAUGAAACUCUGAGGAUUAAAGCUGAGUAUGAAGGGGAUGGCAUUCCUACUGUAUUUGUGGCAGUGGCAGGCAGAAGCAAUGGUUUAGGACCAGUGAUGUCUGGUAACACUACAUAUCCAGUUAUCAGCUGUCCUCCCCUCACUCCAGACUGGGGAGCUCAGGAUGUGUGGUCUUCUCUUCGAUUACCCAGUGGUCUUGGCUGUUCAACCAUACUUUCUCCACAAGGAUCAGCUCAGUUUGCUGCUCAGAUAUUUGGAUUAAACAACCAUUUGAUAUGGGCCAAACUACGAGCAAGUAUAUUGAACACCUGGAUUUCCUUGAAGCAGGCUGACAAGAAAAUCAGAGAGGUCAAUUUAUAGGAAAGAAUAUCACUGCAUUUUUUUAGAAGAAAAACUAUAAAUUUCUAGUUUAGCUGCAGAAAAAAAAUCAAGCAGGAUGAAAAGAUUUUAAAUCAAUCAGAGAAAACAAAUUUUAUAAUUGAAUAAAUGCUUCUCU
Molecule: messenger RNA, 3100 nt
Organism: Hippopotamus amphibius kiboko
Lineage: Eukaryota; Metazoa; Chordata; Mammalia; Artiodactyla; Hippopotamidae
Gene: PAICS
Product: phosphoribosylaminoimidazole carboxylase and phosphoribosylaminoimidazolesuccinocarboxamide synthase
Exons: 17
Coding region: 1-2964 (987 amino acids)
Biological process (GO): 'de novo' IMP biosynthetic process
Molecular function (GO): phosphoribosylaminoimidazolesuccinocarboxamide synthase activity
Source: RefSeq, a predicted model, not a curated record